CUAAGACUUGCAAUCGGAGCCUUUCGAACAAGUCCUACAACGUGCAUAUUAGCAGAAGCCAAGGAAAUCCCUCUGAGACUCAAAAGAAUAGAAUUGUCCAUCAGGUUCAUGACAAAAACUUUAGCAGAAAAUCCCAACUUUAUCACUAACAACAACCAUCUCAACGUCGAAUAUCAAAAGCACCCCAACACCCCUAGGCCCCUCCGGAUCAGAAUACAAGACUACCUAACUGAAACAAACUUAACACUACCAAAAACUUUCAAAAGACAAUUGCAUCCUAUCGCCCCAUGGGAAACGAUAGAAAUAAUUUCGGACUAUAACCUUAACGAAAGAGACAAGAAAAUCACCACUGCGAAAACCUUCCAAGCACUCUUCCAAAAAACUAAAGAAAAGUACAGCAAUCAUUUAGAAUUCUACACAGAUGGAUCCAAAACCAAAAUAAGAACAGGAUACGCGGCCAUCAACGAAGACAAAGUAGAAGCCUCCAAGUUACCUGAUACCUACUCCAUUUCUUCCUGUGAAUUAUAUGCAAUUAUGAAAGCACUCCAAUUAGGAACAAAAGAAAUUAAAAACAUCGUAAUCUACACUGACUCUAAAUCCAGCAUCCAAGCGCUCGAAGACCAAUUUUCAACAAACCCCAUCUACAGUUCUAUUCACCAUCAUAGUUCAGUUACUAUCAUAGUCCAGUUACCAACAUGGACAAAUUUUAAGAAA
Molecule: messenger RNA, 714 nt
Organism: Cotesia congregata
Lineage: Eukaryota; Metazoa; Arthropoda; Insecta; Hymenoptera; Braconidae
Source: the annotation of a GenBank genome assembly